AUGGUGUAUACCAGUGCCACGUUCGUGCCAGGUGGGUAUGAUGAUGAGUACUACAUGCCUCCACCACCGCCCGAGUUGAUCUCGCCGGAGCCACAGAGAAUCAACCCGGAAAUGUCCAACCAGAUCGCCGACGGCCUCCACCACAUGAACCUGCACAACCCGAAUCGUUACUCAGAAAUACCUCUCGACAACGACAUCCCCCACCUCUCGCCCUUCCCCAAACUCAACAAUCCUCCCCCCAAUGUCCCACCCUCAGACGAAGAAGUGGAGGCGACGCUGGAGAACGCUCGCCUCGCCGUCCUCAACUCCAACGACCCAGAAAUGCAGCUCGCAUGGGCUCAAGACACACUCAUGUACGUCGGCGUCUGCGCCGACCACGAGGAACGCCUCGCAGCCGCCAAGCCCAUGACCGCUCGAGCAGGCACACCGCGAAUAGAGCAUCAGCUGAAAACCGACGCCAUGAACGUCGUCACCUUCCUCGCCGACCAGCACCAUCCCAAAGCAGAGUUCCUCCGAGGCAUGUGGUUAGAAUGGGGCAGGUUCGGGCACAGGGAGGACAAAAAGGAGGCAUUCCGCUGUUAUUCGCGGGCGGCGGAUAGAGAUUACGUGCGAGCGCAGUACAGAAUCGGGAUGUUAUACGAAUCCUACAACGACCCGAUUAAGGCACUGCGACACUACCACCGCGGUGUCGAUGCGGGCGAUGCCGCGAGCUGCUACAGAUUGGGUAUGAUGACGCUCCGAGGCCAACACGGCCAACAGCAGGAUUUCGCCCGAGGACUGGACUUGAUUAGAAAGAGCGCGCAGGCUGCGGAUGAGAAUGCGGCGCAAGGCGCUUACGUCUACGGUAUGCUGCUCGCCAGACAACUGCCCCAAAUUGAGAUUCCGGAGGGUUACUUGCAGUCUGAUGAGCGGGCCGCGAGGAUCAAUGUGGAGAAGGCGGCGUAUUUGAAGUUCGCGAAAGCGCAAUUGAAGAUGGGGUCGGCGUAUGAGUUGGGUGCGUUGGGGUGCCAGUUCGAUCCGGCGUUGAGUAUGCAUUACUACGCUCUGGCGUCGAAGCAAGGAGAAGCCGAGGCGGACAUGGGUCUGAGUAAAUGGUUCCUCGUAGGCUCCGAAGGACUCUUCCCCAAGAACGAGUCCCUAGCCUAUACCUAUGCCGAACAAGCCGCGCAGAGCGGUCUCGUGACCGCGGAGUUCGCGCUGGGGUAUUUCAAUGAGAUUGGCAUGCAUGUCCCGGUCAACCUGGACAAGGCGUUGGAGUGGUAUCAGAAGGCUGCUAAGCAUGGGAAUGAGGAUGCGAGGGGUAGGAUCGACGGGCUUUCGAGGAAACAGUAUCUUAGUCGGAAGGAUCAUGAGAAAGUUGCGAUCACACGGAUCAAAUCGACGUAUGGGUCGGUGAAAGGGUAUAAGCCUGAGCGCUUUCGGCUGCAGGAGGAGAGGAGGCCGAAGGGGAUUGCUGAGGAGUCGGCGGUGGCGGCGAAGGGUUAUGCUGGUUAUGGUUAUGGUAAUGGUAAUGGUAAUGGUGGUGGGGCGACGGCGACGAGACCACCGGCGAGCGGCAUGAGGUUGAGUAGCUCGUCUAUCCAGCCACCACCCCGCGGCGACUCCAUAACACCUUAUCCACUGGACAACCGACCUCCCGCCCUCCAACCACUGGACCAGAGACCCGCUUCCGUGGCCCCAUAUCCCCUCGAAGACGGCCCACCGAAAGCUACACCCCGACUCGGACCCACAGGCGGCUUCUUCAACGCCAAUCCGCCUCCGCGCCCGGCGACGACCGUUGGACCGGCGGACAUGCGACCUAGUUCUGCCUUCCAGUUCAACGCUGAUGCGAGAAGUCAUUCGGCGAGUACGGUUCCGCAACUCCCGAGUCAGAGUCAGCAGGGCGGUAGAGCUUCUUACAAUGGACCCCAGACACAGCCCUAUGCUCACUCCUACGGACCAGCGCCAAACUCCCGCCCAGCUACCAUCGGGGCUGGCCCAUCACCCCAAAAUAUGCCUCCGUAUCAACCAGGCUCAGGACCAGGCCCCGGUAUUCGCCCACCAAACCAACGAAUAGCUUCCGGACCUCCCGCCCCAGCCGGCUACGGUCCCCGACCUAUGGGUAUCUCUCCCGCAGCGCCACCGCAACCGGGUAUACUACCCCAUCACCCCACCGCACCACCGGGUCAAUUGCCCCAGGCCAUGGAGUCAGCAUCACGACUCGAUAUCGGGUUCUCGGCGCCUCCGGAAUCGCGCUCGAACUCGUACGGUCCUCGCCCACCACCACCCAACGCAAGUGGAGCGAGGGCACCAUUACCGAGGAAUCCUAGUAUGCCUAAUUUUGACCAGCAGCAAGGGCAGGGACAGGGAGGUCCGCCGCAUCAACCGAACCAACAACAGCAACCCGCCGCCUCAUCACAACAAGCAGCUAGUGGUGGUGGUGGGGUCGGUGGGGGUGGGGGUGGUGGCCGAGCCUCCCUCCCCUCUUCCCGACCCCUGGAAGCUCGUCAGAGGAAACCUUCUGGUCCUGCCUUUGAUGCUGGAGGUGGUGGUGUUGGUGUUACUGCUGCUGCUCACUCAAGGCCUACUCCCGUAAGCACGCCGAAGCCGAAUACGGGGACGAGUAGUGCGCCUGGAUCUGCUGCUACGGGGUCCCAGAAGCCGGCGAAGGGGCCAAAGACGUUUGAUGAGAUGGGGGUGCCGGCUCAGAAGAGCGAUGGGACUUGUGCUGUAAUGUGA
Messenger RNA from Recurvomyces mirabilis, 2718 nucleotides. RefSeq lists its product as uncharacterized. The transcript has 3 exons. Bases 1 to 2718 code for a protein of 905 amino acids. Lineage: Eukaryota; Fungi; Ascomycota; Dothideomycetes; Mycosphaerellales; Teratosphaeriaceae. The record is from RefSeq and is a predicted model, not a curated record. Gene Ontology annotation, molecular function: protein binding.